Molecule: messenger RNA, 1761 nt
Organism: Stylonychia lemnae
Lineage: Eukaryota; Ciliophora; Spirotrichea; Sporadotrichida; Oxytrichidae
Source: the annotation of a GenBank genome assembly
AUGGAUAAUAAUGGAAGCUCUCCUGAGAGACUGAAAGAAAUGAGACUUAUAAAAGAGGCCAUGAGCGAUGAUAAUUUUAGAAAGAUUUUCAUGAAGGGGUAUAAAACUCUACACACUAGUCCAGCUAGAAAUAAUUCUAAGGAAGUUGAGAAAAUUUUACAAAGACAAAUAAUCCAAACUGAUGAGCAUGAGUACUUUUAAAAAAGAAUCAAGAAUCAAAAGACUAAAUCUAUUGACAUUUCAUUUCCAAAUACAAUGAGAAUAUCUUCAAAUAUCGAAAGAGAGAGCAUCUAUAACAUUAGGAAUCUAUUGAGACAAAACAGAAUAUUUCAUAAUACCUUUAAACCCAAUCUUGAGACUAUAGGCACAAAAAAGUUUCUAAAUGGAGUUUAUUCCCCAAAUCAGCCUGACAGUAAAGAUGAAAUAAUGAUAGCGAUACAGGAUUAUGCUUUUAAAACUGGAAAUUACAAAGACUAAUCAGUUAAACUCUAUGAAAUAUUCAAUAGAGAAGAACUCUCAAAAACUCCCAAAGAAGAGGAACCCUUAAAUGAUGGGCAAAUACCUAUUUUCAUGCAAACAUCGCCCAAGUAGGUGACAGCUAAAUUAAUGAAAGAUCUGAGGGAAAACGCUCUUCUUUUUGGAUUCAAAAAGAUGACUGCUUAAAAGCUUAUCGAGAUACGAGAUUAUGUGGACUCUAGAAUGGAAUUAUGGGAACCUGACCUAAAUCAAUCUCUUGAGUUGCAAGUUAAAAAAAUCGAGGAGUUACUAAAUGAUGGAUACACUUUUGAGAUAAAUGAUAAACUUAAAAAUGACAAAAAUUUCUAAAGGAUUGUCGCAAAAUUAUUGACCAAGAAGGAUAGCAAAUCUUCACAUAAUGCUAGUUUUAUUAAUCAUAGUCCAAGUGUAUCCACUAACUUAAAUUCUGGAAUAGUACUUCCUUCGAUUAAUACCAAAGGAAAUCAAAAUUACAGUGGAUUCAAUACCUCAAUGUCAAAAGACUAUCCAAAUGUAAAUAGCAAUAGCAUAAGUGUAAGUUUCCGAGACUAAGAUGAGCUCAAUUAAGAUCUAAAGAUUGGCAUAUCUACCAUCUAAUCUUCUGUGCUAAGAGGAGGUGAUUAAAAUUAAACAUUGACUAUAGAAGACUAAAGUGUAAUGGUAACUCUUAGAGAUUCAGAGAUAGGCUAAGCGAGUACUACUCAUAUCAAUCCUUUUAAAAAGAGAGAGAUAAGAUCUCUUUCUAAGCUUAAACCAAAAUCUUAAAAUAAUUCUCCAAUCAAACUUGAAAAAAUACGAACUAGAGAUAGAGGGGAAACUCCUUAGCUUAGUCCUGAGCAAGAACUAAAGAGCAAGAAUUUUAAGAUUAAAAAGUUUGAGCUAAAAUAGAUAAUUGAACAAUGCUCGCCAAGAGAAAGGGAAGAACUGAUCGGAAUAGGUGCCUAAAUUGAAAAAAUUAAGGAGGAGUAUGAUGGUGAAAACGAAGAGAUCUCUAGAUGCCUUGAUAUCUAUCAAGAAUAGCUCUUAGUCGGAUUAUCUGAUAAUAAAUUGCAAAAUAUCGCUUAGAUAUAGGAGAAUAAAAGGAUCUAAGAAAGUGAUAAUUAUGACAACUUUUUGAGUCCUGAAAUAAUCGCUCAACUCAAGUCAUCAGAUAAAAAACGAAUUCAGACUUUAAUCAAGAGCAAAAAGAAGAAGCUAUGGAAGCCCAACAGACUCGAGUUAAACAGAACCGUUAAAAAUAUGAUUGAUAAGAGCGAAGUAUAGUGA